Adineta steineri is the source of this 822-nucleotide messenger RNA. NCBI's taxonomy places the organism in Eukaryota, Metazoa, Rotifera, Eurotatoria, Adinetida, Adinetidae. The record is from the annotation of a GenBank genome assembly.
AUGAAUACUCCAAAAACUGCUUCAUUUGAAGGAAAUAUCGAUAAUAGAAUUAUCGAUCAAACUUCUCAAACAUUUCGUCGUAUAAUUCUUCUAUCAAUACUUAUUGUCUUUUCAACAAUAAUUAUUCAAUGGUGGAUUAAACGUCGUCAACAUAGAUUAAGACAUUCUGGUAAAUGUCUUCUUCUAUGUGGUAUAAAAAAUUCUGGUAAAACUCUUCUAUUCAAUCGUCUUACAACAGGUAUUGAAAAACGCCCAUUUUAUUCCAUGUCAACUAAUCAUGGUGUAAUGACACUUGAUGAUUUUUCAAUUGAUCGUUUAAUUGAAAGAGUUCAUGUUAUUGAAAUUCCACAUCAUAUACGACGACAUCAACAUGAUUUAUAUGCAUAUAAAACAUCAGCUAAAGCAAUUAUAUUUGUUAUUGAUAGUACAUCAAUAGAAAAAGAUAUUAAAUAUGUUUCAGAUUAUCUUUAUAAUAUUUUACAUGAAGAAUAUUUUCGUGAACAACGAUUACCAUUAUUAAUAUUUUGUAAUAAACAAGAUUUAAAUACACAUGAUUAUGAUCAAGAAUCUAUACGUUGUUUACUUGAAGAAGAAUUAACAAAGAAACGUAAAAUAUCGAAUAAUAAUGAUAUUGGUCGAUUAGGAAAAGAAACAUUUGAAUUUGAUGAUGUUAAAGAUAUUCGAAUUGAAUUUGUUGAAGGUUCGGCAUUAGAUACACGAAAAAAAUUCAUUGAUAAACAUUAUGAAAAUGAUUCAGAAAAUGAUAGUGCAUCGCAUUUACUUAAAGUUCAUCAAUGGAUUGCUAGAAUUUGGUUUAAAUAA